Sphaeroforma arctica JP610 is the source of this 2517-nucleotide messenger RNA. RefSeq lists its product as hypothetical. NCBI's taxonomy places the organism in Eukaryota, Ichthyosporea, Ichthyophonida. Gene Ontology annotation, biological process: intracellular protein transport; vesicle-mediated transport. The record is from RefSeq and is a predicted model, not a curated record. The coding region runs from base 1 to 2517 and encodes 838 amino acids. Gene Ontology annotation, cellular component: membrane coat; clathrin adaptor complex. The transcript is spliced from 17 exons.
AUGACGGUGGGCAAGGACGUUAGUGCCCUAUUUCCGGAUGUGGUGAACUGCAUGCAGACGGAUAACCUGGAGCUGAAGAAGCUGGUGUAUCUGUAUCUCAUGAACUACGCCACCUCGCAACCAGACCUAACCAUCAUGGCGGUCAAUACGUUCCAGAAAGACUGUCACGACCCGUCCCCACUGAUCCGGGCGUUGGCUGUGCGUACCAUGGGGUGCAUCCGUGUAGACAAGAUCACCGAGUACUUGUGCGAUCCCCUGCGCAAAUGCCUCAAGGACGAGGAUCCGUACGUGCGCAAGACGGCGGCUGUGUGUGUGGCCAAGCUGUACGAUAUCAACCCCGAGUUAGUAGAAGACCAAGGCUUUCUCGAGACAUUGCGUGAUAUGCUCUCCGAUCCCACGCCCAUGGUUGUAGCCAAUGCAGUCGCAGCCCUGUCCGAAAUCAACGAAGUGUCGGAGGACGACGUUAUGGUGAGUCUGAUCAAUUCCGGGACGCUCAACAAGCUGCUCACCGCCAUCAACGAAUGCACCGAGUGGGGCCAGAUCUUCAUCUUGGACAGUCUGUCGGCCAUUGAACCCAAAGACUCGAAAGAGGCGCAACACAUCUGCGAACGGGUGCUGCCACGACUGCAACACGCCAACACGGCAGUAGUCCUCUCCGCCGUCAAGGUCAUUAUGAAGUAUCUAGAGUUUGUGGAGGAUUCGAACUUUGAGAAGGCCAUGGAGCGCAAACUGGCACCACCUCUGGUGACGAUGAUGUCGGUGGAGCCAGAGGUGCAGUACAUUGCCCUGAGAAACAUUAACUUGGUAGUGCAGCGCCGUCCCAACAUUCUCAAGCACGAGAUGAAGGUAUUCUUCGUCAAAUACAACGACCCCAUCUACGUCAAACUGGAGAAGCUCGAUAUUGUGUGCCGUCUGGCCUCAGAGGCGAAUAUCAGUCAAGUUCUUGCGGAACUGAAGGAGUAUGCCACUGAGGUGGAUGUGGACUUUGUGCGCAGAUCUGUACGGGCUAUCGGGCGAUGCGCCAUUAAAAUCGAGGGCAGUGCGGAACGUUGUAUCGACACGCUGGUGAACCUCAUUCAUACGAAGGUGAACUAUGUGGUGCAAGAGGCUAUUGUGGUGAUCAAAGACAUCUUCCGCAAAUAUCCCAACCGCUACGAGUCUAUCAUCGGACGACUGUGCGAGAACCUCGACACGCUGGACGAGCCCGAGGCAAAGGCCAGCAUGAUCUGGAUUAUUGGAGAGUACGCUGGUCGUAUCGACAAUGCUGAUGAGAUUUUAGAACAGUUCCUGGACAACUACCUAGACGAGGGACCUACAGUACAACUGCAGAUACUUACAGCAAUUGUCAAGUUGUUCUUAAAGAAGCCGCAGGAUAACCGAAUUCCCGGUGCACGGUUGCAGGCUCCCAGAUCACCGCCCAUGGAGCGAGGCAGAGACCACGACAGUGGAGACGACUACGGCGAUAGUCGCUCGCCCUCACCACAACGUAGCCGGUCCGGAAAUAACGGGGCAGGUGCAAGUGCUGCACCCCAAGUGGACCUCAUGGGUGACCUGUUGGGCUUGGAUAUGGGGCCCUCAGAACCCGUGGCGGAUCCUCUGAGUGGCAUGGGUGGCGCGUCAUCUAUGGCCGCCGCACAAGGUGGUGGUAUGGAUGAUUUCGAUCUCCUGGGAGGGUUGGGUGGCAUGGACAUGGGGGGUGUGCCUGCUGCAGCCCAGCCUAGCGGAGCCAUGGGCGGCUUAGACGAUCUACUGGGUGGGUUGGGAGACCCUGCCCCAGUCCAGAGCGGAGCCGCGGUGGGACAAUCGGCAAUGCCUUUGGCACAGGCCACAGGAUACACACCGCAACAAUUCUGCAUGUUAACGGCUCAGAAGGGCAAAGGACUAGAGGUCUAUGGCACAUUCUCUCGCCGUGGACGACAGCCAGCGAUUGAGCUGAGCUUCACAAACAAAGCCAUGAAGCCUAUGCAAGACUUUGCCAUUCAGUUUAAUAAGAACACCUUUGGCAUUGCGCCGGAGACUCCGUUGAAUAUGCCGGGUGCGCUAAUGCCGAACCAAACGCGCGAGGCGACGGUUCCACUGACGACCAUCGGCCCUGUCGCGAAAUCAGACCCUAUCACUCAGCUACAGAUUGCACUGAAGAACAACGUGGAUGUCUUCUACUACAAUUGCAAUAUGCCUGUGCACGUGGUCUUCGUGGAGGACGGUGUGGGCAAUGCAGACACUUUCUUCGACGAGUGGGAUGCGCUCCCACGGAGCAAUAGGCAGGAGAUUGAGGAUGUCAAGGGCGGGUUCGGGGAGAUCCAGGACAAGCUCAGCAGUAACAACAUAUUCACAGUCUCCGAUCGAGAGGACGGGCCCUUCGAUGUCCUGUCCUGUACGAUGAAACUAAGCACCGGCGUGUGGGUGUACGCUGAGGUGGCGGUGGGCCGAGAUAUUGUGGAGGUGGACGUGAAAUCACAGUCAGCCGAGAUCAUACCGUUCGCCAGUGAUAUCAUUAGAGACAUACUUCUGGCCUGA